Molecule: messenger RNA, 1030 nt
Organism: Lolium perenne
Lineage: Eukaryota; Viridiplantae; Streptophyta; Magnoliopsida; Poales; Poaceae
Source: RefSeq, a predicted model, not a curated record
CGCGGCUGUCAGUUCUUAUAUCCAAAAAAUAAGAGAAAGAAACCCUAGACAGGGCCUCUCAAAUUACAACUCCACCACGCGGUGGGAAAAAGAAGAGGAGCAGAUCGAUUGAGCGCCACCUUUGGAGAUGGUAACCGACGGAGAGGCCGCCGGCGGGGGAGAAUUCGAGAAGCGUACUCGUACGGAGGGAAAUUCCGAUGGCGAAUCAGCCACGACGGAGGAGAUCUGGGAGGGCGACGAGAUCACGGAUGACGAGCAGAUCACGGAGCUCGAGGAUGUCACAGAGGAAGAAAGAGCCAGGUGGGCCGAGAUAGAUCGGCAGAUUGAGUGGAAGCUGUUGUCCGAGGAGGAGGAGAUGGAUAAUUACCGUCAAGACUGGGAAUUUGGAUACGUUCACAGGUUUGGUAGCUUCGAUCAAGAGACGGAGUUGAGUUCCAUGGUCAGUACAUACGAUACCUCCGUCGAUGCUUGGGCCGUAACCGCCUUGCAAGUCUACUCCAUCAAAGUCGAGAAGGCAAAACUCAGGUGGCCACUUCAUGUCUAUGGCAUGGUUGAUAUCCGAGACGCUGUGGAUCACAGACGCAACAUUCUCUUCAAUCGCAAGAGGGAUAACUGCCAAAUCAUUACAAAAAAUGAUCCAAAUUAUCCGUGGGUCAUGGCCUAGGGAUUUCGCUGGAAAAGUUCUUUGCCACGAUGGCUCCUCUCAUGAUGAACUUGUGUUGCUUGAUUUUCGAGAUGGAAGGAAUCCACCGCUGGAUCAAGAUGGGAACCUUGAUCUAUCAAGGCGUGUUGUUUCAGUAAAUGUCCAUAAUAACAUGACAGUUUCAGUAGAUGCUAGUGAAAGUAGAUGUGCUGUCGUGUUCACUCCCGAACGAGGCGGCCUAACUGAGAGUGAAUGCGAUGUUGAUGGCCACUGUCGGGUCAAGAUUACAGUCGCUUGGUCUCUACUUGUUUUCUUGGAGUGACAAAGACUAUUCCGGUCAUGAGGGAAACUGCUCUAAUGUUACAAAGGUGUUCGUGUGUUAUGUUA